UUACGCAAGGAUUUGACAAGGAAGGUAACAGAACAUUCAUCACCUUCAAGGUAAGUGUCCGAAGGUCAGAAUUCGUUGUCACUGGUGAGGAGCCAAGUCACGUGUGCUGUGAGGGAGGAAGGGCCUUGACGACGCCGAAGUCUGAAAGCUCGAGCUUCGCGUCCAUUCUUCUCCUCAACACAACUCUUGCACCACCACUAUUCCAUCAAUCUUUGCGCACGAUCUCGACACUCACAUAGUCGAUACCUCCGCCCAUCUUACAACAUCAUCUGCAUCACUUAACACCUUCCAUCGCGUCUAUCGCGCCGUCAACGCGUCCGUCUACUACGUCACUACAUCGUCGUCGUGCACCUUGCAACAUCACAAUGGCCGACGAACAGCUCCAGACUGCACCUGUCGAGUCACAGGAGGCACAGAACACCACUAUGACUGAGGCUACAAGUGAGGCCCCUGCAGUCACCACUGAGGCCGUCGAAGCGCCCGCUACUACCGAGGCCAUGGACACCUCGGCCGAUAACACUGAGACUAAGGAGAACGAUAUAGCAACUGCUGGACCACAAGCAACCACCGAAGUCAAUGCGCCCGAUGGCGAAGGCAAGACAGAAGUAGCUACUCUUCCUUCCGACGUCGCCGACGCUGCCGAUGCCGCAACACCAUCAGGCAACAAGAACGGAAAGAGAAAGUCAACCUCGGGCGUUCCAGAGCACAAGAGCAAGAAGUUGAACAAGAAGAAGUCGCUAGCUCAGUUGAAUCUUGAUAUCAAGGCCGGCGACUACUACUGGGCCAGACUGAAGGGAUACCCUCCGUGGCCCUCGGUAGUCUGUGACGAGGACAUGCUCCCCGAAAUCCUUCUCGGCAGCAGACCCGUCAGUGCCAAGCGUGCUGAUGGCUCUUACCGUGAGGACUUUGAGGAUGAAGGCAAGAACGCCCGCGACAGAACCUACCCAGUCAUGUUCCUGGGCACCAACGAGUUCUCAUGGAUGGUAAACACUUCCCUUGCCAAGCUCGAACCAGGUGAAUGUACCCCCGACAAGCAAACCGGCAAGAUGUCCAAGGCCUUGAAGGAGGCUUACGACAUCGCCGAAGAACGACACGACCUCGACUACUUCAAGAACAUGCUUGAGGAAUUCAUGCAGCAACAGAAGCAGGCACAAGAGGAGGCAGCUGCCAAGCAAGCCGAGAAGGAAGCCAAGGCUGCCGCAAAGGCUGAGAAGGCCGAAAAGGCCGCUGCUGAGAAGACUACCAAGGAGAAGAAGGAUCGCAGAAAGAGCAAGAGCAAGGAGACGGUCUCUGACGGCGAUGACAUGGAUCUUGAUGUCCCCGAAGAGGCAGAGAAGCCAAACAAGAAGAGAAAGAAGGAUGCCGAUGAUGAGGGCGAGGCCCCCAAGGCUAAGAAGACACCCAAGGCACCAAAGGUCGCAGCCGCUAAGACUAACGGUGAAUCGGCCAAGAAAGCGACAAAGCCUAGAAAGAUCGUGCAGAAGCCCGCAGAUGAAGAACCCAUCACCGAGGCCGAGAAGCAAGAACGUCGCGAAAAAGCCGUCCUUUAUCUGCGCCACAGAUUGCAGAAGGGCUUCCUGAUGCGCGACCAGACACCCAAGGAAGACGAGAUGUCUAGCAUGAACGACUUCUUCAACCAACUCGAGGGCUACCAAAACCUUGAACCCUCCAUCAUUCGCGGCACAAAGAUCUACAAGGUGCUUCGUGGCAUUAUCAAGCUUUCAUCGAUUCCCAAGGAGGAGGAGUACCAGUUCAAGAAGAGAUCAAACGAUCUCCUUGCUUCGUGGCACGAGGCACUCGGUUCCAAGGGCGAUGAGAAGGAAGACGAAAAGGCCGAAGAGCAAACCAGUGGCGAGAAGUCAGAGGAGGUUGUCGAGAAGACGGAACCCAAGGAGCCUACCGAGGUCCCGGCUGCCGCUGCCGCCGACCAGGACGUCGCCAUGACCGACGCAAAGGAAGAAAAUAGUGAGACUGCACCUGCUGCAGCCAGCGAGACCGCAACCACCGCAUAAACGUCGCUUCAUGUUGGCUUUAUUUCAAAAGGCGCGCUACGAAGGUUCAAGGAGCCCUGGCUUGGCUGUCGAGGAAGAUCGACUCAUUGCUUGCAUCGUUUUGCUCAUUUUCCAAGGAGGCUCUGUCAUAGAAGCGAUACGUCUA
Aureobasidium subglaciale EXF-2481 is the source of this 2157-nucleotide messenger RNA. RefSeq lists its product as uncharacterized. NCBI's taxonomy places the organism in Eukaryota, Fungi, Ascomycota, Dothideomycetes, Dothideales, Saccotheciaceae. The transcript is spliced from 5 exons. The coding region runs from base 366 to 2012 and encodes 548 amino acids. The record is from RefSeq and is a predicted model, not a curated record.